Messenger RNA from Octopus bimaculoides (California two-spot octopus), 2229 nucleotides. Its product is annotated as UPF0728 protein. The record is from RefSeq and is a predicted model, not a curated record. Lineage: Eukaryota; Metazoa; Mollusca; Cephalopoda; Octopoda; Octopodidae.
CAUUGACAAAAAGAGUACACAAGUUUAUUUUAUUUAGCCAUUUAUAAUAAAGGUCCAAAUUCUCUUCUUUCUAAGGUAGGAGCAGGAAAUAAGUUCACGUGGGUAUUGCAUUUUCUGAGUACUAAUCAGGCUUGAUGUUGCUUCUAUGAUCGGACAAAUUUUGGACAGAGACAUAUUCUGAAAAUUGAAACUUCUUUGGUCGGACAAAACGCCGUAUUUACAUGACAAUUAAAAGACUACAAAUAAUCCAAUACAAAAUACAAUGUCUUUAUUUAUAACACAUAAAACACAGUUUAAUAAUCAACUUGCUAAAUAAUCUAAUUCAUGAAUAAAUAAUUGCAUUUGAUCAUAUAUUUACAUGAAUUCCAGCUGUGACGGGAAUAAAUCGCAAGUGACACCGUCAAUCAACGAAGAAAAUCGAAAACGUUUUAAGAUAACUGAUAUUUUGUAGGGAGAUGGGGAGAACGCACUAAUCUGAAAUUAGGGUUAUCUUUAAACAGAUAGCUGCAUUUUCGAAUUUUCCAUGUAAAUCAUUGCAACCUGUCUCUUCUCUGACAUUUAAAAGCAAAUAACUGGUGAUUAACGUCCAUAAUGGUUGUUAUGACUACGUAUUAUAGUCGUACAUGAUGUAAACAAAAAAAUAAUCACUAAAUUGUGAAUGAAGCUAUUCUAUGAACUGAAAAUACCAUAGAAAACUUCGAUUUUUAUUGAUAGCAAUGCCUAAGAAUGCACGGGUUUUCAUUCAUUAUGGUCCAUAUAAAUCUUGCUGGACAGUUAAUUAUCAAACCAAACGUUUGGAAGGCUUGCAAAAUGUUCUAAGAAAGAGUGGCCAUACUGUGGAGCUGAGGGAAAUUCUUGACUGGAAUGCAGUACAAGUUUGGGUAAAUGGAGAGUUAGUCUUCAAAUGUAAUAUUCAAGAUCUUGAUUUUGGAGGUGAUGGAUGGUUAGAUCCCCUUUGUUCUGAAGCUGAAGAUAAAGUCACUAAAGCUUUUUGAUGUUGAAAAUAGGAUAAUAUGACUUAAGAUAGAUGAACAGUUAACCUGGCUGAAACACGAACUCUUGCUUUAUUGUUUCAAGUUGAGUGCCUCACUGUUUUGUCUUCUCACUAACAACAAAUUUAAUAUUAUCAAGAUAUUGGGGAAUCAGAUCUCAGUCUUCAUCUCACAAAGGUGUCUAGGCAAAAGCAACCAUAUUUCGAAAACGAAUUUUUGUGGUUCUCUCACCUAAAAUGAUUGUAAUCCUUGAUACUAUAUUCCUAGUAAUGAAGAAUUUAGUACAAUAACUUUGUCAUUAUUAAGCUGGUGUUUGAAAUGUGAAAAUCAAAGUGCAAUGGAGGGUUUUAGUUUAGAGCAUCUUAAAAUAGUAAGUUUGUAUCAUAGAACUAAAGUAGUUUUGGGCAGGUUGGCAUCAAAACGGUUAAAAUCUAAUUCCUUUGAUGUGUGUCCACUCUUCCUUGAUAAUAUUUCUAACAAAGUACUCCAUUCAUGUUUCAUAUUAUUUUAAAAGUAAUGAAAGAUUUGGAAGUGUUUAGUAUACUAAAUUUCACUUAGUCAACAUGAUUGAGCAGACUUCUUUGUAUAUCAAGGACAACACUGUUUACUGUAGUAUUCAUAUUUUAAGAUGGCAGGGUGUGAUUUGAGAGAAUUUGGUUGCCAACUGACAGUAUAAAUGCUCUACCAUUAUAUUAAGCUAGCGUUGAGAUAUAAACUCUGUCUCUUCUACCAUUCAUGUUUAUAUCUAGCAGCCAAAUCACACUGAAACCAUACCUUAAUAUUUGUCAAGAAAAGAGACAUAUAUAUAUGUAUAGAACAUCGCAUAAAUCAUUUCCAUAGUUUUAAUUAUUUCACUCAUUAGACUAUGACCAUGCUGGGGCAUCGCCUUAAAGGGUGUACUUGAUAAAAUCAGUCCCAGUACAUAUUCUUAAAAUUUGGUUUCUAUCAGUCUCCUUUUGCCGAACUACUAUGUUAUCAGGACAUAAACCAACACCAGUUGUCAAGCAGUGAGAAAGCCCCCCACCAUUCCUCACACAUUUUGUAAAGGGAAAUUGAGCCUCCACUAUUUCUGUUUACCAAAUUCACUCACAAAACAUUGGUAAGCCCAGGAAGACACUUGCCCAAAGAACCAAGUAGUGUAAUUGAACCUGGUUGGGAAGUGAACAUCUAAAAGCACACAGCCUUGCCUGCAACUGUAGAGGAUGUAUUAAUAAAUAAAUAUUAUUCAAACCAAAAA